Messenger RNA from Lotus japonicus, 1383 nucleotides. Its product is annotated as probable mannitol dehydrogenase. Gene Ontology annotation, molecular function: cinnamyl-alcohol dehydrogenase activity; zinc ion binding. The transcript has 5 exons. Bases 110 to 1189 code for a protein of 359 amino acids. The record is from RefSeq and is a predicted model, not a curated record. Gene Ontology annotation, biological process: lignin biosynthetic process. NCBI's taxonomy places the organism in Eukaryota, Viridiplantae, Streptophyta, Magnoliopsida, Fabales, Fabaceae.
UCAUAUCACGUUCACAAAUCAGAACCAAAGAGAAAACAGAGCAUAAACAUAGAGAAAGAAGAGUAGAGUAGAGAAGAACAGAAAAAGAGAAGAAGAAGAAGAAGAAGGCAUGGCCAAAUCACCUGAAACUGAACUCCCUCUCAAAGCUUUUGGUUGGGCUGCUAGAGACACUUCUGGUGUCCUGUCUCCCUUCCAUUUCUCCAGAAGGGAAAAUGGCGAUGAUGAUGUUGCUAUCAAGAUACUGUUUUGUGGGGUUUGCCAUUCUGAUCUGCACACGAUUAAGAACGAUUGGGGUUUCACUACUUAUCCUGUUGUUCCCGGGCAUGAAAUUGUUGGGGUUGUGACAAAAACUGGAAACAAUGUGACAAAAUUCAAGGUGGGUGAUAAAGUUGGAGUUGGUGUGAUAGUGGACUCUUGCAAGUCAUGUGAGAAUUGUGAUCAGGAUCUGGAGAAUUACUGCCCUCAACCUGUGUACACCUAUAAUUCUCCUUACAAUGGGACGCGAACCAAUGGUGGCUAUUCUGAUUUUGUGGUUGUUCACCAGCGCUACGUGCUUCAAUUUCCUGAUAAUUUACCCCUUGAUGCGGGUGCACCACUACUGUGUGCUGGGAUCACUGUGUAUAGCCCAAUGAAGUAUUAUGGGAUGACAGAGCCAGGGAAACACUUGGGAGUGGCAGGGCUUGGUGGUUUAGGCCAUGUUGCAAUCAAAUUUGGUAAAGCAUUUGGGCUGAAAGUUACUGUCAUCAGCACCUCUCCAAACAAGGAAGCUGAGGCCAUUGAAAAGCUUGGGGCUGAUUCUUUCCUUGUUUCCACUGAUCCUGCCAAAAUGAAGGCAGCUCUGGGAACCAUAGACUAUAUCAUAGACACAAUAUCUGCUUCUCAUUCCCUGAUUCCACUGCUUGGCCUACUGAAGCUGAAUGGGAAACUGGUCACUGUGGGGUUGCCUGGCAAGCCUCUUGAGUUGCCUGUCUUUCCAUUAGUUGCAGGGAGGAAGCUUGUAGGGGGAAGCAACUUUGGAGGGAUAAAGGAGACUCAGGAAAUGCUUGAAUUCAGUGCAAAGCACAACAUAGCUGCAGAUAUUGAGCUGAUUAAGAUAGAUGAAAUCAACACAGCCAUGGAAAGGCUCAGCAAAGCUGAUGUCAAAUAUCGCUUUGUGAUUGAUGUGGCCAACUCCUUCUCAAGCCUGUAGGCACCCGCACCUUCAUUCUUAAACUCUUGAAGCCUUGGAUGUUUCAUUGUAUUGGGAAUAGUUGAGAUUAGUGUGAGAUGUUGAACUUCAGACUUGAGAAUGUCCUCUCUGUUUUAUGCGAUUAAAUAAAGUAGUCUUAGACUUUGGAAUUUAUAUUAUGUUUGCUUCAUCUCAUAAAGUUCUACAACUAAAAA